Messenger RNA from Mesorhabditis belari, 483 nucleotides. Lineage: Eukaryota; Metazoa; Nematoda; Chromadorea; Rhabditida; Rhabditidae. The record is from the annotation of a GenBank genome assembly.
AUGAGUUCCUCGGCGGCUUUGAUGAAGCGCUUGCAAUUGCUCUUCUCCACCUACAAACACAUGAAUCCUUUCAUGAAUUGCGGGGUUGAGGAAUUCCGAGUGAUCUCCGUCGACCAGAAGCGAUAUCGGACCGAGUUCGAGGUGACAAAAGACAUGGUGAAUCCGAUCAACAAUUUACACGGGGGAUGCUCGGCCACUCUGCUGGAUAUCGGGUGUUCGGCGGCCGCAUUUGUGCGAGGGAAAGUGGUACUGUCGAUCAAUCAGGAGAUCACGGUGGUCGCGCCGGCAAAACUCGGCGAUACCGUGCUCAUGGACAUCGAAUUGGUGCGAUUAGGCAAAACCCAAUGCUACACCCGGGGUGAGUUGAUACGAAAAGCCGACUCGCAAGUGAUCGUUUUCGGCACGUGCACCUACACCGUCCCACCGAUGAGGGUCGUCCCAGGGCCGGCUCAUGACCUCAUCGAUCAACUCUCGAAAAUCAAU